Molecule: messenger RNA, 1648 nt
Organism: Suillus bovinus
Lineage: Eukaryota; Fungi; Basidiomycota; Agaricomycetes; Boletales; Suillaceae
Exons: 6
Coding region: 97-1518 (473 amino acids)
Molecular function (GO): coenzyme A diphosphatase activity
Source: RefSeq, a predicted model, not a curated record
UGGAGUGACGGAUGUCCUUUUUCGGCACAAGUACUUUCAAGUGCUGCAAUUCUUUUCGAUAGUACCUACUACGACUUGUAAAAGUAUUGUAAAGAAAUGGCACAGGAAAAACAGGACUCAGUGGUGCGUUUGCUGUCGUGUGCCCUUCACCGAAUCCGCACAACGCCUCCCCGAGUAAUCGCUUCGCCAGCAACUCAGCCUCGUCGGGCCGCUGUCGCCAUCAUUAUCCGUGUCGUACCUCCCCCCAACACCGUACCUGUGCCGGUUGGCGCCCCUCUACCCACCUUGAAUCAAUUCUUCGAGUUAGAUUGGGUCAAGGACCCUCUCGCUUGCCCAGAAUUUCUCCUUCUGAGACGCGACGGUGCGGGCCCUUCUGAUGCAGUUCCAGGGCGUACAUCUGCAUUUCAGAACUUCACUGGCGAUGGGGCUUGGAAAGGCAGCAGCAAGGCUGGAGCUCACGUUGCUUUCCCCGGCGGACGUACUGAAGAGGGUGAUGAAGGAGGUCUUUAUACAGCCAUGCGUCAAACAUGGGAGGAGAUUGGAUUGGAUCUCGCAGAGCGUGACUUUCUAUGUAUAGGUCAACUCGAUGACAGAGAGAUCACUACAUCGAUGGGCAAGCGACUCCUCAUGAUCCUGUCUCCUUUCGUCUUCCUGCAGCUCACUCCAAAUCCUCUCCCUGCCGAUCCAACGGACGGGACCACCAUCCACUGGGUACCGCUUGCCACUCUUGCUAGCGCAGUUUUGCCAGGACAUCUAGGUGACAAGAUGAACGCAAGAAGCAGAUGGUCCAGUGUGACUGUAGAUGCUGCGUCCAGGCUUACACCUCGACGUGCUGCUAUCUUGAAAAUAUUAGUUAGAGUUCUCAUAGGCACCAUGCAGUUCCCUGCCAUAUUACUCGAUCUUCCAGAACCCGACACGAUAUCAGGCUCAUCCGCAGGUAGCCCUGGGGUACCCCAAAAGAACGGGUCGUACCCCACACUGACGCAGGACAAGCUUGAGAAGGGAUUUACCGCUACAAAGCCUUCUUCGGGAAGGGACCGAAAUAAAACGCGCCACCAACUCAAGUUAUGGGGUCUUUCCCUUGGCAUGACGCUCGACUUGAUGGCGACUAUGAUACCGUCCACGCCGGUUCCGUCCUCUGCCUGUCUCAAGCCCGCAUCUCAAGAUCUGCACAAAGUUUCCUUGCCUAGUCUGCACCUGCCCUUCCACCCCGUAGGAGGCGAAGGAAUGCGUAUUGAUGCCGUCGCACCCAGUCUAGCGAGUGUCUUCCCCCGUUUCUCUUAUCCGGAUGUCAACUUCUGGAUCUGGGUCUUUGGAAAGCGUUAUCGCGAAGUUGUACGUGGGUGGGAAGCCAGUGUACGCGAUGGAGGCUCCAAUGUCCGACGAGUCAACUGGUCAGGCACGGCACUGAAUACAUUCUAUGCUGCGGUUCGCAAGGCUUUACUCGUAGUCUUGGUUCUUCGUGCGAUUGGUGUACUCAUUGGUCUCGUGUUCGCUGGAUGGUGGGUUUUUGCAUGAAGAACUUCUUCUGGACCCUUACUAUCGUGGAUUUUGGUACCUUCGUGGAAUACUAUAUCUUUUCAUUAUGAUAUUUCACUAAUGCGGAUCGGCAUCUCACUCAUCGUUUUCACGACUUUUUCGGAUUACA